AUGAGAAUUUUAGUUGGUUUAAAAAUGCUAGAUGAUGAAUUAAAUGUUGAUGAUAUAUUACGUAACGACUUAAUGCCGACGUACUUUAUAAUAAACGGUGAAGACGAAAAGCAAAAAUCUGAUAAUGACGAGCUUAAUAUUUUGCCUUCCAUAAAUGGAUCAAUAGAUGCUGCAUUUUCUAUGCUAAACUUCCACAGAAGAAUGAUGAAUGAAUAUCAAUGUCGGAAUUAUGUCGCCGAACAAAUCUUGGAUGAGAUGGGCAAAUCCGUAAUCCAAAACAGACUUGGAAAGCCUUAUAGUUUUAAUAUAAAGGACGGCAUUGGGUUGGCCAGGUCGCAGGAUUUAAGGAGUAAUGUCAUGAAUGAUAUCGGUUCGGCAAAUUAUCAGGAAUGGUUGACUAAAGUUGCCGCUCUUAAUGAUUUAUACCGUCAUUAUAACGUGACAAAAGAUUUAAGAACCGACAAUAUUUCUAUAUCUCACACUCUUCAACCGCACGUGCAAGAACGAGAGGGAUAUGAAGUGUUUGAGGGCCAUGAUACACCUGGAUUGACUGAGACUGGCAGAACACCUUAUGAGGUCUCAAAACAUGGCGGUGGUUACGAAUAUUCAAUGCCGCCGCCGCCGCCGCCUGUCUACCACUCGGCCGCGCAAGAUCCUCACGGCGGUGGAUACGAGUACGUGGCGGAGCGCGAACACCACGGUCUGGGCAUCGCCGACCUCUUUGAUAUAUCGCUAACUGGCAUCGCUUUUCUGUCUUUCGGCAUGUUCGUACUUCAGGUGCUGAUGUGUAUUACUAUGAGUGAUCAACAAACACAAGUUAUGCAAAUGGUAGACACUGGAGACUCCGUGAACGUGGACGAUGUGUUCCGUACCAAGCGUGACGCUGAACGUUACACUGAAGAUAACAUGCAUAAUAAACGAGACAAGCGCAACACGCUAAGCACGCUGAACACGUUGACCCGGUACGCACUGAUGGCGGUAAGACCACGCGGCACUCAGUGUUUGUAUCGAAUGCUGUGUCUGGGUAACAAACAAGCCAGAAACAUGGAAGAUACCAAUCGAUACUGGUUACCCCUUUGGCAUGGUGGCGUGGCGUGGCUGCGUGGAGGCGGCCUGGGCGCGCUGCGUGCUGCCGUGCUGGGACUGGGCGGAGCGGACUGCGACCAUCUAUAUUCUAAACACCAUUGUCUUUCAUAG
Molecule: messenger RNA, 1197 nt
Organism: Papilio machaon (common yellow swallowtail)
Lineage: Eukaryota; Metazoa; Arthropoda; Insecta; Lepidoptera; Papilionidae
Exons: 7
Coding region: 1-1197 (398 amino acids)
Source: RefSeq, a predicted model, not a curated record